Salvelinus fontinalis (brook trout) is the source of this 1909-nucleotide messenger RNA. RefSeq names its product voltage-dependent anion-selective channel protein 1-like. Gene Ontology annotation, molecular function: voltage-gated monoatomic anion channel activity. NCBI's taxonomy places the organism in Eukaryota, Metazoa, Chordata, Actinopteri, Salmoniformes, Salmonidae. Gene Ontology annotation, biological process: monoatomic anion transmembrane transport. The transcript has 9 exons. Gene Ontology annotation, cellular component: mitochondrial outer membrane. The record is from RefSeq and is a predicted model, not a curated record. Bases 147 to 998 code for a protein of 283 amino acids.
AAGACAACGCAAGAGCCAUGCCUCUUUUUUUCAUACGCUUGCUUGACUUCUAGCGUGUGUAACGCUGUUGCACCUCCUCUUACCCCUCCCGUUGUCUAGUUGACAGGAAUCUCCUCAGGCAGGAUUGGAAAGCACUGACAGAGAUAAUGGCCGUUCCUCCUACCUAUGUUGACCUUGGCAAGUCCGCCAAGGAUGUCUUUACCAAGGGAUACGGUUUUGGUCUCAUCAAGCUGGACUUGAAAACAAAGUCAGAGAAUGGACUGGAGUUCACCAGCACGGGCUCUGCCAACACCGAGACCAGCAAAGUGGCCGGCACCCUGGAGACCAAGUACAAGUGGGCCGAACACGGACUGACCUUCACUGAGAAGUGGAACACCGACAACACUCUGGGCACCGAGAUCACUCUGGAGGACCAGUUGGCCAAAGGGCUUAAACUGACGUUUGAUUCCUCCUUCUCGCCAAACACUGGCAAGAAGAGUGGUAAGAUCAAGACUGGCUACAAGAGGGAGCACAUCAACCUGGGGUGUGAUGUGGACUAUGACAUUAACGGGACGGCUGUGCACGGCAUGGCGGUGGUGGGCUACGAGGGCUGGCUGGCCGGCUACCAGAUGACCUUCGAGGCCGGGAAGAACAGGGUCACCCAGAGCAACUUCGCCGUGGGCUACAAGACCGACGAGUUCCAGCUCCACACAAAUGUAAAUGAUGGCACCGAGUUCGGGGGCUCCAUCUACCAGAAGGUGAACGACCAGCUGGAGACAGCAGUCAACCUGGCCUGGACCGCUGGCAACAGCAACACCCACUUUGGCAUUGCAGCCAAGUACCAGAUUGAUGCUGACGCAUCUUUCUCGGCCAGAGUGAACAACUCUAGCCUUGUGGGCCUGGGAUACACUCAGACUCUGAAGCCUGGCAUUAAGCUGACCCUUUCUGCUCUCCUGGAUGGGAAAAACAUUAACACCGGUGGGCACAAGCUCGGUCUUGGCCUAGAGUUUGAGGCAUAAGAAGGCAAGGAACACAACAACCCCAAACCUCCAAAUAUUUUAUUGAAAUAGCUAUCCUCACCACCUUGUUUCCCUUACAGUAGAUGUGCUUUGGUUGAGGUGAGGCGGCACACGUGGUGAAAUUACACUACAGUUGAUAUUCCACUUUUACAGGACCAUUUCAGAUAAAAUAUUUCGGAAUACAGGGCCCAGUUUAGAACAAAACUAAGAUAUUUUAAAGGUCGGCAAAACGUAAAAAUGAAAAAGGUCUGUUAAGGUCUUAUGCAUUUGUAUUUCACUACAAUCAUGUAAACACUCAUUUAUUUAUAUAUUUUUUCAAAGCUGAUAAGAGAAAAUAAAAUACUGUAGAUAAAAAAAAAAGGAUUUGGUAAACAUACAGUUUACUUUCUGUCCACAUGGUGGGGCUGUUGCAUUAAACAUCACUGGUACUGGAUUACAACAUAAACAUUCCUUGGCCAAGGUGAAAUAUUCCUCUGUACUGGAGAGUUCUCUCCUUGUAAACCAUCUGACAAAGAAGGGAAGUGUCUAAGAUAUUAUAUUAUUAUGGGAUGGGUAAGUGGUCCUUCACUUAAGCAGCAUUAGCUCUGAGGCACUAAAUAGGGCACUACUUUAUGAGAAUAUGGUGACAUUUAGGAUAAAAACCUUUUUUUGACUCGUCUGUCUGUGCAUUUGGUGUGAAUUAUUUUUUAUUAUAUUAACAAUGUUCUUGAAUACUUACCUGCCUGUGAAGUUUAAGGCAAACCUCAAUUGUUCCUAAAGAGAAAGGUAACCUGUCCUGCACACUAUUCAACAUCCCUCUUAAUACAAAUGAUUUUACAAGGAAUGGUAGUCUUCCGAUGAUGGCGUUGGAACAGACAAACUCUGUGUACGUGACGUUGUUACUCCCUGUUAAAUAAAGAACAUAUUGAAUG